Adineta ricciae is the source of this 405-nucleotide messenger RNA. Lineage: Eukaryota; Metazoa; Rotifera; Eurotatoria; Adinetida; Adinetidae. The record is from the annotation of a GenBank genome assembly.
AUGAAGCUCUGUAUCGUUGCUGUUCUCGUUGUUCUUCUCUCUGUCUCGGCUUUUGCCGCCAAACCAAUUUCACUCGGUUCACUUUGUUUGAAUCCCGUCAAUUGUUUUGUCAAUCCAUGUCAAUUCUCCCAAUGCUCUGCACAUCCUGACGCUGUCUGCACUGCUAACUACUGUGGUGGUUGUAACGCUGUCUGGUCUGUUCGUGGUCGACGUGUUGAUUGCACAGAAGUUGACGCAGUCGAAGCAGUCGAAGCAAGAAAAUGUGUCAUGGUUAACUGUUUUAUGGACCCAUGUGGUUUGGCUAAAUGCCCAAAUCAUCCAGAAGCAACAUGCCGUGCUGAUUAUUGCGGUGGAUGUAAUGCACGAUUUUACAACGCUGCUGGACGACGUGUUCUAUGCAAUUAA